Molecule: messenger RNA, 2649 nt
Organism: Epithele typhae
Lineage: Eukaryota; Fungi; Basidiomycota; Agaricomycetes; Polyporales; Epitheliaceae
Product: sulfate transporter family-domain-containing protein
Exons: 16
Coding region: 1-2649 (882 amino acids)
Cellular component (GO): membrane
Source: RefSeq, a predicted model, not a curated record
AUGUCACGCCCCGCGCUGGCUGAGACGAACACACCAACACAUCCCCCUCCUGACCUGCCGCGCGGGCGCGGCGCGAUCCCACGCUUGGCCGAUGCGGACGCAUUUACGUCCGCCGCGAAGUCACAUGCAGUUCGCGAAGCCAUUGGCGAGCGCGCGCCGCUCCUCGCCGACGUAGAGGCGAACCCGCUCACGUACUACACGAACGGGGACGCGACGCACGCGCGCGGCGGCAGCGGCAAACGUGGGGCGGUGUGGACUGCGCUCUCGAGGGGCGCAGGUCCUCUCGCCACGGACGCGGCGAAGGCUCUCCCGGCGGUCGUUCUGGGCACGUUGCUCAACAUCCUCGACGGCAUCUCUUAUGGAAUGAUCAUUUUCCCAGCCGCGGGCGUCUUCGCCGACCUCGGCGGCUCGGGGGUUUCCAUGUUCUUCGUCUCUGCGAUCAUUUCACAGCUCGUGUACUCCGCGGGUGCGAGUGGGUUCGCGGGGGCGAAUGGGAGUAUGAUGAUCGAGGUGGUGCCAUUCUUUCACCUCAUUGCUAACAGCAUCCAGGACCGGAUAGGAGAGGAUGAUCCUCAAGCGGUCAUAGCCACGACAAUGGCCGCAUUCGCGUUUUCGUCAAUCCUCACCGGCAUGACCUUCUUCCUUCUCGGGGCUUUGAAGCUUGGAACUCUCAUCGGCUUCUUUCCUCGCCACAUCCUCGUCGGGUGCAUAGGCGGAGUCGGUGUAUUCCUGAUAAUCACUGGGCUGACCGUAAGCACGCGCAUGUCCGACGACGACUUUUCGCUCUCUUUGGAGACGCUCAAGUUCUUCAUCCUCAACGUACACAACCUCGCGCUUUGGGUCCCCGCGUUCGGCCUCGCGGCGCUCCUGCGCAUCAUCACACACAGAUGGGACCACCAGCUCAUCUUUCCUAUAUACUUCUGUAUCAUACCCGCCGUGUUCUACGUCGUUGUCGCUGCCGCACGCAUCGACCUCAGUGACUUGCGCCACAGCGGCUGGCUGUUUGACAUGGGCGCUUCCAGCGAGCCGUGGUAUCACUUUUACGCGCUCUUCGACUUCCGGAAGAUGCAUUGGUCGGCAUUCUGGGAGACCAUGCCCACUCAACUCGCCCUACUGUUCUUCAACAUUCUACACCCUCCUCUCAAUGUUCCUGCGCUGGCUGUCUCUCUCAAUCACGACGUCGACACGGACAAGGAGCUUCUUGCUCAUGGGUAUUCCAACGUGCUGGCUGGUAUACUGGGCACUGUUCCCAACUAUCUCGUGUACGUCAACACGCUCCUAUUCUAUCGCGUAGGCGGGGAUACCCGUGUCUCUGGAUUCAUGCUCGCCGGUGCCACCGCCGUUCUGCUUAUGGUGGGGACGGGACCGAUCGCAUUUAUCCCGGUCAUGGUUGUUGGCGCUCUCAUCUUUGUCCUGGGUAUCGACCUCGUCAAGGAGGCGCUUUGGGACACCAGGCAACGCGUCAGCACGACAGAGUACAUCACAAUCGCGAGCAUCAUGGUGGUCAUGACCGUCUGGGACUUUGUCAUCGGCGUUCUCUUUGGCAUCGUCGCCAGCUGCAUAUUCUUCGUCGUCCAAAGCUCCCAGCGGCAGUCCAUCCGUGCGCUCUACAGUGGGUCCACCGUGCUCUCGACGGUCCGUCGUCCGGGAGCACACCGCGCUUUCCUCGGCGCGGUCUCGCGCCAGACCGCGGUCCUGCGCCUGCAGGGCUUCCUCUUCUUCGGUACCAUCGCGCGGGUCGAGGAUUCGAUUAGCGCGCUUCUUCGCGAUGACGCGUGGCGACGCGAGCCGCUGCGCUUCCUCGUGCUCGACCUCGCGCUCGUCGCGGGGGUCGACAUGAGCGCAGCAGAGGCGCUGCUGCGGGUGCACCGUUUGCUUGCACAGCGCGGGGUCGUGCUGGUGCUGUGCGGAGUCACGGACGGGGAGGUCGGUCGGGCGCUGGCGAACGUCGGGCUGCUGGACGCGCCGGGAGUGGAGCUCUUCACGACGUUCAGCGAUGCGGUGGAGUGGACCGAAAACGUGUACUUGCGGGCGUGGUUUGAGGCGCAGAAGACGGAGACGCUGCCCGUCACUCUUCCCGGCAGACAGGACGGCGGCACACCCUUCCAAGGGUCCGUCGGCGACAGCCCCCGGAGGUCUGCGUUGCUAAACGCUGGAUGGGAAACUAUCGCGCGAGACCAUUCCCCGGAAAAUAUGGCGCCUGAGCCCCUAAACACCCUUAUCAGCGUCUUCUCUCCCUACGAAGUGAUCGAUGCAGACGCCUUGGCUCCGCUGGUCCCCUACCUCACUCGCAUGUCCGUGCCCGCCGGGACCGUCCUUUGGGAGCAAGGCGCGUCGCCCGACGGCCUGUACAUCGUUGAAGCCGGCGUGCUUCGCGCGACAUACGCCUUCGCACCACCGACGCUGCCUAUGGAAGAGUCCAUGGUGCCGGGGACGGUCGCGGGGGAGCUCUCGACGCUCUCCCGGCUGGAGCGAAACGCAACGUGCGUGGUCGAACGGCCUGCUAUUCUGUGGAAGCUCAGCAUAGAGAACCUGGAGCGGCUGGAGCGCGACGAGGCGGAUCUCGCGCGUGCGUUCACACGACUGAUCCUCAAAGGGGCAAAGCUCGACUACGAUAUCCUCAUCACGGCCCUGGCGACACGACAGUGA